This is a messenger RNA of Cicer arietinum (chickpea), 3831 nucleotides long. RefSeq lists its product as uncharacterized. Gene Ontology annotation, molecular function: protein binding; nucleic acid binding; hydrolase activity, acting on acid anhydrides, in phosphorus-containing anhydrides. Gene Ontology annotation, biological process: DNA repair. Lineage: Eukaryota; Viridiplantae; Streptophyta; Magnoliopsida; Fabales; Fabaceae. The record is from RefSeq and is a predicted model, not a curated record. Gene Ontology annotation, cellular component: nucleus.
GGAGGGAAAAAAUUAUGGAGCCAAAAUUCCCCACACUAUUGUUGAGAAAUACAUAAACUUUUGCAUUUUCCUCUUCCACCAAAUGAUUCGAAUCAAUCACCAUGAUCAAUUCAAAUUCAAAUUCAAACCACAAGAGACCUUUCCCACACUAUCCUUCUUCUCCAAACAAAAAAUCAAAUACUUUUGCAGCCUCCGUCGUUUUAAACCAUUUCCAACUCCCUCUUUUUUCCUCCACCAACGACGCCGCCGUUUCGAUCUGCGACACCAUGCGCCUUCACCCCGACAUACCCUACUCAAUCGGCCGGAAACCUCGCCACUGCGAAUUCGUAUUCAACGACCGCCGCGUCAGCAAACGGCACUGUCAAAUCAUUUUCGACUCUUCGCUUCGCAAACUCUACAUUCUCAGUGGAGUUUUGUCACGCACGAAUCCCAAUGUUAAUUCCAAAUUUCGUAUCGUUCACGAGUUCAGGAAAAGAGUGAAGGCUUCUAAGGAAAGUGAGUGUUUUCCGUUUCUAGAAGCUUCUAAUGGAGUUUUCGUUAACGGCGUUGAAGUUAGAAAGGGAAUGGCGGUGGAGUUAUAUGAAGGAGAUAGGGUUUCGCUUGUGUGUGGAAAUCAGAACUGUUCGUGUGGGAUUAGGAAUCGAAUUGGUUUUGUUGUAGAUAGAAUUAUUGUUGUUGAAAGUUGUGAUGGUGAUGAUGAUGAUGAUGUUGAAAUUGAUAGGUUAACAUUUUCGGGGAACUCUCAAAGCAAGAGGGUUUUUGCAGUGAAAACCAAUGUUUCAAAAUUUGAGGGAGUUAUUGGGAGAGCAAGGUUUCUUGUAGAUAGGUGUAGAGAUAUAUUGCUCAGUGAUGAUCCUUUGUCUUGUAUUACACGUUCUGUUACCGAUUUACAAUGUGGAUAUAAGCGUGCCCAUGGCACCGAGUUAGUGAAUAGGGUGAUGGAAGAAACUGGUAUUGAUAUUGUGCAAUCAAGUUCACCUUUACUUUGUCAAAGUAAAGUGACGAAUUUGGAGGAAAAUGGUGAACAUUUUCGUGCAAAAGAGAAUUUUGGAGUUGAUUGUGUUAAUGCUUUUGCUGAUGAUAAGAAUUCUAAUUUGAUAGUGUUAGACUGGUCAGAGAAGGAUGAUCUUUCUUCUGAUGAAAAUAAUGGGCAGGGAAAAAAUGAAUGCAAUUUUUAUCCACCUCCUGGGAAGAAUUUUUAUUUGAAUCGUCUUGAAUUUAUGAACCACAAUUCAUCAGAUUUUGAUAAAUCCAUAUCACUCAAUGAAAUUAUUCAUCCUAUUGAAAGCGUGACGAGAAUGUUUAUUGCAACAUUUACAAGUGACAUACAAUGGUUCUUGACAUAUUGCAAGAUUCCUUGUCAUCUGCCAGUUACAAUCGCUUGUCAAAAUACUGAGAAAUGUUGGAGUUCAAAACCCGAUGAAAGGGUAUCUAUGCCAAACCAGAAUUAUCCUAACCUAGUUGUAGUGCAUCCUCCAUUCCCCGAAACCAUAGCAUUUGGUAAUAACCGCAAGAAACAAGGGAUAGCUUGCCAUCACCCAAAGUUGAUUGUUCUGCAAAGAGAAGAUAGUAUUCGAGUUGUCAUUACAUCUGCUAAUUUGGUGGAAAAGCAGUGGAACAGUGUGACUAACACUGUAUGGUGGCAAGAUUUCCCUCGUGCCAUUUUGGUUGAUUUUGCUUCACUUUUCCAAAAAGUAAACGAUGAUGAUGAAUUUCAUAGAGACUCAAAAUGUGAUUUUGCUGCUCAGUUGGCUGGGUUUAUGGCAUCACUUGUUAUUGAUGUACCUAGCCAGGCUCACUGGAUUACUCAGCUCACAAAAUAUGACUUUGGAGGUGCAACAGGACGUCUUGUUGCUUCAGUACCUGGAAUUCACCUGUAUAGAACUUCUGUUCUGUCGGAAUCCUUUCAUUCCUCUUCUUUUCUUGGCUCAGUUGUGGCAUCUGUGGUUGGUUUGAGCCAUCUUUUCCGUACUGUGGCAGACUCAAGCAGUGCAGGUCUAAAAGCACUGGCUGCUGUCCUUGGAAAGUCUUGUAAGAAUGCGUAUGGGAAAUUUGAAAUUGUUUUAAGAAGAAAUCCCAAUGUGCCCGCUGAUGAGAAUGCUGUUAGCGUUCUUGUUCCCAACCCUGAUCAAACUUCUGAGGGAGAUUAUGUUCAACUUGGUUUUCUGCCUAGAAAUGUUGCAAAAUGGGUUUCUCCUCUUUGGGAUGCUGGAUUCUUUGCAUUUUCUGGAUAUGUUUGUCCAAAAGAGGCCCUUGCAGCUGCCUUGGGAGAAAACUGCCAGAAAGUACAACUGAUACUAAAUGUGUCAGAGGGACAUCAUUUUCAAGAUAUGUCAAAGAUCAUGCAAUCUGAACAAGUUGUUGCUUUUUGCUCACUCAUUGCUUCAAUUCAAAGACAUUAUGGACUCAGGAGAUUACAAGAGGUUCUGAAUCAAUAUAGAUGGCCUGAAUCAUUGGAAUCUGAAAUUGUAUAUGGCGCUUCUUCCAUUGGUUCUGUUAAUUCAAAAUUUCUAGCUGCAUUUUCGGCUGCUGCUGGGAAGAAAUCAUUGCAACAUUUUGACUCACAAGAGUCUGAUCCCGAAUGGGGCUGUUGGAAUGCUAGCGAAGAAUUGAAGAAUCCUUCUGUUAAGAUUAUUUUCCCCACUAUUGAAAGAGUGAAGAAUGCUUAUAAUGGGAUUUUGCCUUCAAGGCGCAUUCUUUGCUUCUCAGAGAGAACAUGGCAAAGGUUGAAGACUUUAGAUGUACUUCAUGAUGCUAUCCCUCAUCCCUAUGAAAGAAUAGGGCAUCCGAUGCAUACCAAGGUGGUACGUAGAUGCUUCUGGUCUAGAGGGGAUGCAUCUUCGGUUGGUUGGAUAUACUGUGGGUCUCAUAAUUUUAGUGCUGCUGCCUGGGGGCGCGAAAUUUCAAACCCAUUUGGUACAAAAGCUGAUGGGCUUAAAAAAGGAGACCCAUCUGUGAACUCGGGGCUUCAUAUCUGCAAUUAUGAACUUGGAAUUAUAUUUACUUUUCCUCCAACAGAAAACGAUGAUUUUCCUAAAGCUAAAAGCACAAAAUUAGAUGAUAUUAUUCUGCCUUUUGUUGUGCCUGCUCCUAAAUAUGGAUCUCGAGAUAGGCCCGCUACAAAGCUAGCUAUGAGGGAGGUGAUGACUGAACUUGCUGAGCGAGAGUGGGAGAAACAAGCUGAAGAAGAAAUGAUGGAAGAGCUUCUUGAGGAAGAGGAAGAAAUAGAAGCAAUAGAUUGUGUUGGAGAGGAGAAGGAAGAAGAGAAGGCAUAUGCUGAGAUACUCUGGAGUCAGGUUGAUUCUUCCCAGGGCAGUUGAAUUUCUGCAUGAAGCAAAACUAGGAGCAGGAAGUAGUAAUUAUGGAGCGGUCAACACAAUUACAUUGGUGUUUGGGGAGUCAUGUAAAUCUGGUAUUUGGUCGCAAGAUGCUAGGGGAGGCUUUGAAACUUAAAGAAAUAGUGGCAAAUGUCAAACUUGAGAAGAAGUAGGGAAGACUUAACCCUGAGGUAUUACGUUAGGAUUAAAGCUGUUGACCUCCUGACUCCUGUGCCCUGUCAAAGAGAACUGAUUGUGACUCGUGCAACAACUACUUGUCCGAAGCAAGUUGAAUUAUAUUUGGUGCAGGAAGUGGUAUUUUAUUUUCAACCUUGUGUGGUGGUUCGUCGAUUUUAGGCAUGACGGAUUACUGAUACCACUUAUGUUCCAAUCACGAUUGCUCCGAACCCCUUGUUGCUUUAAUUCAAAAGAUAGAUGAAAAGGAAGGACCUACUUACUGUAGCAUUCAUUAUAGUUUUAUGGAUUUGAUUCAAUUCAAUUGGAGGAUUUGAAA